This is a messenger RNA of Candidula unifasciata, 924 nucleotides long. NCBI's taxonomy places the organism in Eukaryota, Metazoa, Mollusca, Gastropoda, Stylommatophora, Geomitridae. The record is from the annotation of a GenBank genome assembly.
AAACAGCUGGUAACCAUGAUUCCUGGAGAUGGAAUUGGUCCAGAAAUUUCGGAGGCUGUGAAGAAAAUUUUCAGUGCUGCAGGGGUGCCAGUUGAUUGGGAAGAUGUGGAUGUGACCCCUGUAAAGGGCCCUGAUGGCAGGUUUCGUUUACCACAGAAGAUUUUUGAAUCCAUGGAAAGGACCAAAGUCGGUUUGAAAGGACCACUAGCUACACCAAUUGGCAAGGGUCAUCAGUCGUUAAAUUUGGCUCUUCGCAAAGCUUUCAGCCUCUAUGCUAAUGUGAGACCAUGUAAAUCCAUUGAAGGCUAUGAGACGCCUUACAACAAUGUUGACAUUGUGACAAUUAGGGAGAACACAGAGGGGGAGUACAGUGGUAUAGAACAUCUGAUUGUUGAUGGAGUUGUCCAGAGUAUCAAACUGAUCACAGAACAAGCGUCUAGACGAGUGGCUGAAUAUGCUUUCAAGUAUGCCAGAGAUAACAAGAGAAGCACAGUAACAGCCGUCCACAAGGCCAACAUCAUGCGAAUGUCCGAUGGCUUGUUUUUGAAAUGCUGUCGUGAUGUGGCAGCAAAGAACAAAGACAUCAAGUUCUCAGAGAUGUACCUUGACACGGUUUGUUUAAAUCUUGUCCAAGACCCUUCGAAGUUUGAUGUCCUGGUGAUGCCUAACUUGUAUGGAGAUAUUUUAAGUGAUUUGUGUGCUGGUCUGAUAGGUGGCUUGGGAGUAACCCCAAGUGGUAACAUUGGAGAGGAAGGAGCACUUUUUGAAUCGGUCCAUGGCACAGCUCCAGACAUUGCAGGUCAGAACAAGGCCAACCCAACAGCUCUGUUGCUGAGUGCGGUCAUGAUGCUUCGCUACAUGGAGCUGGGCUCAUACGCGGAUCGCAUAGAGAAUGCAGCUUUUGCGGUGAUAAAAGAGGGACAG